AGAAGGAGAGAGGCAAACAGAUCAAGAUGGCUGACUCUAGCACCGGCAAACCUAUGGUCACUUCCUCAGUCUCCCUCAAAGUUACCGCUCCUUCUUUCUACAACCAACCCAAAAAGUUUGCAUCUGUCGCUCCUCCACGCCCCAAAGCACAGAUGGCCCCAUCACAACCCUCAUCAUUUGUAAGCACUGCUGUAAUUGGACGAGUUGGAGAGAUGCCCCCACCCCCUUCAACUCUUCAUGAGGACUUUCCACCCCCUCCUCCUCCACUGGAUGAUGCAGAGCUUCCAGCCCCGCCUCCAGAAUGCCAGAUCAUCCCCCCUGCAUCUGAUGCCCCUCCUCCUGCAUUCCCAGCCCCGCCCCCAGUUGCAGAAGACCUGAUCCUCCCUGCACCUCCUGAGGAAUUAAUAUCUGUACCUUCUGCCUCCUUCCCCCCGCCCCCACCUCCUCCUCCUCCUCCUCCUCCUCUCCCUGAGACAAGUGCAGGUGUCAGCUCUCAGAGGCUGUUUCAGAAACAGACCAGUUUUGACAGGCAGUUGGGCUCAUUGACUGAUAUGUUAUCAGAGAUGGAGACUAGCGGACCUUUCAAUCCAAAGUUGCCUAGCAAGUUUUCAUCAACACCAGCGCCAAAGCCAGCAGCGCCUCCACCGACCGCUCGUAAGCCUGCCCUUUCCUUUCUACCCCCUCCUGAGCUGCAGGAUCGUCCUCCCCCCGCCCCGUGGGCUGAGGAGCUACGUGCCCGAACACGACCGGCCAAUCAGAACACAGCAUCUUCCCCCGCACCUGUACAGUCAUUUACUAAAGGCCCAGCUGUUGCUCCAAAGAACAACUUCCCUCCCAGUCAGCUGAAUUCAAACUUCGGAUCCAAAACAGUUGUUCCAGCACCUUCUGGAGGCGCAAGAGGGUUUAACCACGCCGUUAAAACCCCCGCCCAAUGCUCUUUCCCACCACCUCCACCUGCCGCCCCUCCCGCCCCCGUUCCUCCACCAGCGAAUAUUCCUGCCCCUGCACCUACAUUCAAUCACUCAGAAACAUCUCCCACUGGCAUACAGCAAAGCUUUGCUCCGCCUUCUCCUGCUGCACCUAAAGCAUCACCCGUCCCAUCAUUCAACAGACCAGCAGGAAACACUGUUCCACCAAAGGUGUCUGGUUCAGGUUCAGGUUCAGGUCCUGGUGGAGCGCCUCUCACUAUGAGGGAAGUAGAAGAGCUGGAGAAAAUGACUAAGGACUUUAUUAAAGACAUGGACAAACAUCCUCCUGCGAUCACCGCUCCAGCUGCAGAGGUGUGUGGUAAUUGUGGAGAGGCUCUGUCUAGUUCUCAACCAGCAGUAAGAGCGAUGGAUCAGCUCUUCCACUCGCACUGUUUCUGCUGCGUGACCUGUCAGCGCCCCCUGCAGGGCAUGCAGUUCUACGACCGCGACGGGACACCUCAGUGCGACGGCUGCUACAUGAGUUCUCUGUCUGUGUGUUCCCGUUGCGGGGAGCGGAUCACAGAUCGUGUGCUGAAGGCGGUGGGCCAGUGUUUCCAUGCUCACUGUUUCCUCUGCACUACCUGCGGCUGCACCCUGGAGGGAGCUCCAUUCAUCACUGAUGACCAAAACAACCCUUACUGUGUCAAAGAUUACCAUCGCCGUUUCUCUCCUCUUUGCGUAAGCUGCAAUGAGCCGAUUGUUCCCGACCCUGGAAGUGAAGAGACCAUCAGGGUUGUUGCCUUAGAGAAGAACUUUCACCUGAAGUGCUACCGCUGUGAGGAUUGUGCUCGGCCCCUUUCCAUAGAGGCAGACGCUGAUGGCUGCUAUCCAUUUGAUGGCAAAAUUCUGUGCAUGAAAUGCCACACCCAACGUGCCAAGCAGGCCAAAAAUUGAUUGGUGGAACUUGCCACAAACCUAAACCAAAUUUAAGACACCUAAUUGUGUUUAUGAGUGUUGUACUUCUCUUUUCCAUUUCACAUUGUCAUUUUCUAAUUUUCCUCAUGUUUGCUCAAUGAAAGUUUCGUCGUCUCUCGACAAAGCUCUGCUGCUUUUUUCUGAAAGGCCUUAUUCAGAGCUCGGCCAAUAGCUUGCCCUUGUGUCCUUCUUGUAGGGAUUGAUGUGUGCGAGCACAGUGUUAGUGCCGCCUCCGUGUUGAAUGUUACACACAACAGUUUUUACCCCUAGAUUAAUAUGUAAAGUGUUAGAGAAGUGAUUUUUAGGACUGUUUUUUGGCUUGAAUUUUUACUGUAGUGGCUGAUUGGGUGCAGAGGUAAUGUACUGCACUGCCGUCUCAGCUCAGCGAGCUAUACGACUCCCAGCAUGCCUUUUAAAAAACAUCCAUAAAUUGUACCACAGCUGACUACUGAGGUGAGACGUAAAGUCUGUUCAUCCACAGCCAUCCAUGCACUUUCAAUAAGGCUUUCCGAAACAUACCUUGUAGUUGCUGAGAAGGGCUCUGUGUGAAAUGUAGUCGCGACGAAUGUAAAAGAAGCAAGAACAAAGGCAGGGAAAGAUGAAAGAACACCGCAAUUUGUGGAUUUGCAAUGCAUGCUUCAUUUAUAGAACUGUUUAGCUGUAAAUGAACAAAUAUUUUAAGAAGCACAUUCGUUUUGUCGUAAAACGCAUCGAUCAAAAUAUGUGCAUUGAUUAUCAUAGCCAGUAUAAGUGCAGUGGUUUUUCACUCCAUUAGGUGUUUAGCAAUUGCACAAACGUAGGUCAGUUUGAUGAAAAAGUAUUUCCAAAGUAAAGCACAUCAGCUGACUGAUCAAGUAUAUGACAUUGUAGCUAAAGCUUUUUAAAAGCAUCUGGAUUAUGGAUGGUAUCAUCAACACAAAUGCUUUAGGAUAUUUUGGUAAUAUAGAGCAGAAUUAUGA
Carassius carassius (crucian carp) is the source of this 2842-nucleotide messenger RNA. RefSeq names its product zyxin-like. The transcript is spliced from 10 exons. The coding region runs from base 27 to 1862 and encodes 611 amino acids. The record is from RefSeq and is a predicted model, not a curated record. Gene Ontology annotation, biological process: integrin-mediated signaling pathway; transforming growth factor beta receptor signaling pathway. NCBI's taxonomy places the organism in Eukaryota, Metazoa, Chordata, Actinopteri, Cypriniformes, Cyprinidae.